CGAGUUCCCAGCAGUCUGUGAAUAUUGUGUGAUGAAAGAGAAGCAGCCUUAAUGAUCCCGAUGGUGGUGGUGGUGGUGUGUCGUCAGCUGGAAAUUUCCGGAAGUUAAACGUCGUCAUUUUCGUUUAUAUAAUAUAAUACGGUGGAGUCCGUUAACAGAACAUUGUAAAAUAAAAUGAAUGAGGAUAGGGACAAAGAAGAUGACCCAAUUGUAGAUUUUUGGAUAGCUAAUUGGGAACAGCAAUGCGUCCAACAUCUUGAAAGUGAACCUGAUUAUGAAGGGCAGCUUCAAAGUGAACGAGACUUAGCACACCAAAAAGUGUGGUUUUCUUUUCAGAACACUGCUACAGCUAUAGCACAGUUAUACAAAGACCGACUACAAGGUGUGUCGUUGUGGGUACCUUUUCAAACAGCCGCUGGUACCGUAGCAGCUUUAUAUAAAGAUUCUUCAGAUGCCAUACGGCGUACUAGUGAAUUGGGCGUUCAGUGUGGUUACCAGCGGCGGAACAAGGAAAUACUUAGUUGGGCCCGUAAAAAGCGUAGACACAUUCGGCGGGAGGAUCUGUUAGCUUACUUGGCAGGAAAAUCUCCACCACCACGACCCCACCAUCAUAGAAGUUCCCCUCGGCCAAGGAUGAUGCUUGCUGAGCGUCAUGGUUCCCCCAACUCUCACCAGAUGGAAGCUCACUCCGAGCUCCACCACCAUGCUAGUGCAGCCACAGUUGGUAAUAAUGCUGAUGACAACCUUCAUACUUUCCGGGAAGCUUUGGCAAUUUCAAAUUCUACAAUGGGUUUAGCUAGGCGGCAGCGCUCUUUGGAACUGAAUUCAUUCAUUGCCAACGAGUUUGCUCGUCAUUGUAAGCGUCCAGCACCACCCAGCUCACCACACGAUGUCACAAUGGAUUCGCCUACCCAUAAACGAUCACGGCUUAUGUAAAUAAAUAUAUAAAACGGUAAGGCUGAAGAUAAGUUGGAAAUGGCUUGUGCCCCCCCUCACCAUGCCUGAAGUCUGCACAUAAUCCCACCACUGAUGCCAACCCAAAAGAAGAAGUUUCAAAAAACCAACAUGCAUGAGACAUUUCACUGAGGUAAAUGAACAUUAAUUUUGCAUAUGAAGUGAAGGAAUGGACAUAAAGACAUAUUCUCAUAUUAAAAUAUGGCACUGAGUGAACUGCUGGCCAAAUCUACCAUGAUGCCUUGUGUUCUGCCUUGAUAGCCAUCUUUUAUUCUUUUCUUGACAGGAACUGUGGAUCAGGUUUCCCUGCACACACAUCUAUAAGUAUAUUUCUCAAAUUGUUUUCCAUUGUGACUCCAUUUUGUGAAAAGAUAAAUUUGGAUGCAAGUAUAUAGUUCCAUUUUGUUGUCUAAAUAUGUAACUAACAACCCUCGAAAUGUUGCUCCUAAACAAGUUUAUGAAUGUCUUAUUUCACACAGAAUACUAGUUUUCCAUUUAGCUAUGACAGAUUCAUUGGCACAGGUGUAUUUUGCAACUAGAGAUUGAUUGUGACCUUCCAAAUGAAUCUAGUAACAGGGUCUUAUCUCAGAAAUGGUGAUUGAUAUAUGGUGGAACUCCCAUAUAAUGUUCCCCUGUUUAACACUUUUCCUCAUUUAAUGUUCAGUUUCAUUGAUUCCAAGCCAGGAAUCUAAAUAUUAAAAGUAUCACCCUUUAAAGUUUCCUUCAGUUUCAUAUUCAGAUCCACUGCUUUCAAAAGAAACCUUAAGUUGUCAUUUCACUGUGAAACAGCAUUCUGAUUUUAAAAAUUGUUUCCGUGUUAAACUUUAUGUAGCACUUAUUCUUUAGUAACAUGAAUAACUCAACAUUGUUUUUCUAGGGUUGUCUUGAUAAUACUUAAGACUAUAUGAGUGUAUAUUUCUUUUAUUUUAAAUAACAGACUGGAAUAUUCUAGGCUGAUUUUGUGUUAAGAAGAAUAUGUGGUUACUACUGUACAUAACAGAUUACACACUGUAACAUGCACUUUGAUGCAUGUAACAGAGGUUGUAUCUGAUUUUUCACUGAGAAGGCAAGAUUAUGGAAUAAGAGGUAGAGCAUGUUGACUGCUAUAUCAUUUUCAUUAUGUCCUGACAGGAUUUCUCAAACAUGUCUUGAAAAUGGAGUUCCAAAUACCUAUGUAGGGUUUCAUAGCUACAGGAAUGUUCUUCAUUUUGGCAAAUGAAUGAACAUGGUGCAGUGCUGAUUGCUGGAAUUUAAAGUUAUCUUUAUAUUGAUGGCUCAGUGGUAUCUGCUGGACCUUGUACCUUCUUUGUGUAAUUUUCUGGCAGAGUAGAAUGCUUUGUUUACAUUAAAUACUGUCCUGUAUUGUGGUCCCUUGGCCUUGCUCUUUUUUUUUUUUCUAUAGAUUGUUCAGUAACAGCCAUAUUUUUGUCUAUACCAUUUGAACUGUGAAGCUAGUUUAUCAGAAUUAUAUCAUAUACAGACAUUUAAUGCACAUUAUUAAUGAUCAAAUGCACGUGUAUCUAUUUAAGGGUAUAGCAGAUCAAUUCAUUAAACAUGCAGCUUUGCAGUAACAAAAAUUGUCAGUUUUGACAGUCUAGUCCAGAUAUGGGCAAAGUACGAUCUGUGGGAAAGAUCCAGUUCCUGAUUGCUUUUUGACUGACCUGUAGAGCUAUCAUGAAAAUUUGCAUAUAAUGUUACAGUAAAACCUGUUUUAAACAGAAUCUCAAGGGUCCAGAACACUUUUCUGCUGAAGCCAGGUUUCCGUUUAAUCAAGGUAUACUAUAAUACUUGAGCCAGGACAUGUACGUAUUUGAAGCAAAAUAAAUCACCAUACUCAAUUUAUUUAUGUUAUAAUCAUUGAACAUGAGCAAACAGUACACUAAACAGAAAAACAUUGCAGUGCUCACUUUUUAUAAUUUUACCAGAACGUUUUUUUGCACGCAGUUUACUCUCUUGGCUGCCUGACUUUCUACAAACACUUUAGUUUGAGAAAUUACAUUAAGCAUGUUUGAAUCAUUCCAUUUGGAAAAUUCCUGCAGUUACUUUAAACUUUCAACAGCAUCUUGCUAAGUCUUCACUGUACACUUUUUUCUUCUGUCACAAUGUAAUUUUCUUCUCCUCUCUUCCUAUGUUUUCAGGUUCAUAUCCCUUGAUUAUGGAUGACAUUUUAGCUAGAUACUCCUCAAUGGUCUCACUUUAUACACUUGAUACACAACAGAGUUCAUUAAAAACUAUCUGAUAUCUUUUGCGAAAACUCCUACCAUCCAUUAGAUGCUUUGUUUUCAGUCUUCCCCAGUUUGUCAGUGACCUUAUUAGCAUAUUCCUGUACCAUAGGACAGGACACACGGUGAUUUUUUGUCCUGACACUGACAAUCCACUCACAUACUAUUUCAUUAACAUCUUCAUUUGCAGUUUUCUUAAGUUCUCUUUUUAUUUUCCCAUUAUCAGAAUUUUCCCACUGCUUCAAAAUUUACGUUUUCUUGUUUAGAAUCUUGUACACUUGAGUUUUACUGACAUUAAAGAUCUUCAUGAUCUGCUUAACAAACAAGUUAUCUGGCUCACUCCCGUGAAUCACUUUUACUCUUGUCUUUGUAGCCAUGAUGACAAUUGCUAGACUAAAGUAAAAAUGUAGGCCUAGAG
Molecule: messenger RNA, 3594 nt
Organism: Cryptotermes secundus
Lineage: Eukaryota; Metazoa; Arthropoda; Insecta; Blattodea; Kalotermitidae
Product: UPF0472 protein C16orf72 homolog
Exons: 5
Coding region: 175-936 (253 amino acids)
Source: RefSeq, a predicted model, not a curated record